This is a messenger RNA of Oldenlandia corymbosa var. corymbosa, 1257 nucleotides long. NCBI's taxonomy places the organism in Eukaryota, Viridiplantae, Streptophyta, Magnoliopsida, Gentianales, Rubiaceae. The record is from the annotation of a GenBank genome assembly.
AUGGGAGACGACCCUGUUGUGGGUAACCCCAACAGGGCCGACGACUGGCCAAAACCAAUUGACAAUAUCACACAAACAAACCAAAAUUUAGACCAAAGUAAUAACAAUGAAGCAAUGGAGACAUCUGCAGAACAAGUCAACCCUUCUCCUGCACUAUCCUAUCGAGAGAGACUAAUGGAGUUGAGGAAAAGAGCUACUUAUAAUCCAAUAAAGAUAGAUCCAGAAGACAUUCAAAUGGUGAUGGGAGAAGGAGUAGGAUUCAAUAAAUUGAUGAAGCGGAUCUGGGAUAUGUGGCAACCAUCGGAGAUCCUUAAAGUAAUAGACUUCACCAAUGACUUCUACGGACUUAAUCUGGCAAACGAAAAGGAAGAAGAGAAGGCACUCCGCGGUGGACCGUGGCCACCGGACAACUCUCUGACAGUACAACCAAACGACAUUAAUAGAAAAGAGGAUUCUUCAGAAAAGCCGAGCGAAGGACCUGACGGACGAAUUGGACUGGGACCGUGGAUGGUGGCUCAAAAGAAAGCAGGAAGAUUCACCCGACAGCCGGAGCAGAACAGUAGCCGGCGUCCACCCCAAAGAGAACAUGAGAAACCAAGUGGCUCGAGAUUCGCGCCGCUCUCAACGGAUACUGAGACGACGAAGGACGACCCACCAACGGACAAAAAAGAUUCGAAAUUAACCUUCAAAAGUCAUAAACCUUCCUCAUCCCGAUCCAAAACCAACCAAAAAGCCCAAAGCCAGAUUAAAUCCUUAGACUGCCAUAGCCCAUCCAAGAAAAAAACACUAGUUUACAAACCAAAGCCAACCAUAGGACUAGUAGAAGCCCAAAAUCAGCAAGGAGACAACAUAGAAAGCCAAAAGAAAGAAAUAGCUAACACAGAGAUCCACAAGAGAAUUGACUUCGUACCUGAAUUUAAUCCAGGCCCAGCUAACACUAAGCCAAAAACACCUACGCACCACAAAGCCUCCCCUUCCAAAAACACAAGACAAAUCCAAAUUAGUAGAAAACAGAAACCCAGUCAGAGCUCAAAGAUCGAUUAUCCAAUAUACCUCUGGGACUCAGAGUAUUCUGGUUCAGCUGAAGGGGGCAAAAAACGUAGUAGAAUUCACCCUAACCUCAAAGAGGUACCCCCUUCAAAAUCUGAUGAGCGGAUAAAUACUGUUAUUUUGCCGGAACAAGACAUCACUCCGGACAAGGUAAAAGCUUCGAUGAAGGAAAUUGCAAUGGGACCAGAAGACAUGAUGGUCAACUAG